This is a messenger RNA of Spodoptera littoralis (African cotton leafworm), 291 nucleotides long. The record is from the annotation of a GenBank genome assembly. Lineage: Eukaryota; Metazoa; Arthropoda; Insecta; Lepidoptera; Noctuidae.
AUGGCGCGAUUAAGCCCAUUCGCCGGCGAAGCUGGCUUUAUAUUAGAAAUGAGCCGCGGCCCGGGGCUGGGACAUUUCUUUUUAUUUGGUGGCUGCAGUCUGUCUGUCUGUCUGUCUACCUGUCGCCGCUACCAAUAUGAAACGAGGUGGCGGUGUCUCACUCCGGGAAUACGGCGGGGGAUUAAAAUCAUGUCAGACUUUUAUUUUAUUGAACAAUCUUGUUUUAUUCGAAAUAUGGCGGAUGGUGUAUUGUCAGUUGAGGUAAUCUUUUUGUUGGAUCUCAAUAAUUAA